UCCUCCGCUCGGAGGUGUACUGCGAUAGGUAUCGGGUCAAUAUCUUGUUGAUGCUUAUUAGAACGGCAGGACCGCACUUUCCCAUUCCCGCUUCUUGGACCGACUGAGGACUCUGCCAUCGUUGAUCGUUGCUGUAUGCCUUACCGAGUAUUCCGCGCAUCUCACGACCAACCAAGGAACCCCCACGCCAACUGCACUAACUGACGAACCCCGGCAGCUCGGCCAACACACGUGCAGCUUCGGCUCUGCUGCAUCCCCGCGCCGUUGUUCCCCUCCGCUUGGUUGCUUAUCCCGAUCCGAGGAGGAGCGAGGAAGCCGGGUGGCACCACCGCUGCACCACCCUGGUAGCUGGGGAAGCUGAGGGGAAAUCGCGCAGCGGGCUUGUAGCUUAUACCGAGACUUGGAUUCUGACUGCCAUUGACGGUCUUGUUGGGCUGGCUUUUUCUCAGCUCGAUCUGCUUUGGUUCUGCUUGUCUUCGACUGUCAGUUGGGCCGGUGAUACCUAGACGAAAAUGGCGGCGCAGGAAGACAGCUUCCUCUAUGCCCUGAGCUCCAACAACGCCUGGGCGGGCUACAAGGCGCAUCAGAACCCCAACUUCUUCCCCAAGCUCGCGAGCGGCCAGUCCCCUCAGAUCCUCUGGCUGGGCUGCUCCGACUCGCGCUGCCCGGAGACGACGAUCCUGGGCCUGCAGCCGGGCGACGUGUUCGUGCACCGCAACAUCGCCAACAUCGUGUCGGCGACCGACGUCAACACGGCGGCGGUGGUCGAGUACGCGGUGGCGCACCUGCGGGUGCAGCACGUCGUGCUGUGCGGCCACUCCGGGUGCGGCGGCGCGCUGGCCGCGCUGGGCGGGUCGCGCGUCGGCGGCGUGCUCGACACGUGGCUGGCGCCGCUGCGGGCGCUGCGGCAGGCGCACCGGGAGGAGCUGGACGCCAUCCGCGACGACGCCGCGCGCGCCGUGCGCCUCGCCGAGCUGAACGUGCAGGCCGGCGUGGCGGUGCUGAUGGAGAACGUGGUGGUGCAGGAGGCGGUCAGGGAGAGGGGGCUGGAGGUGCACGGGUGCUUGUUCGAUCUUGCCACGGGGAGGAUCCGCGAUCUGGGGUUCGGGACGGGCCGGAAGGGUCCGAGCGGGAGUGGUGGGAGUGGCGGCGAGGAAUUGGUGAGGGGGAAGCAUGCCCAGUUGGUGUUCAGGGGCGGGAAUGCGUCCAUGACGGUGCGGUGAGCCCGUCGGGGCGGCGGCUGGAGAGAGCUGUUUGAGCCACGCGUGGUUUGGCUGCGUGGGUGGAUUUUUGUGACACCGGAGCACCGGCCUGUGUUGGUUACAU
Molecule: messenger RNA, 1326 nt
Organism: Thermothielavioides terrestris NRRL 8126
Lineage: Eukaryota; Fungi; Ascomycota; Sordariomycetes; Sordariales; Chaetomiaceae
Exons: 3
Coding region: 513-1223 (236 amino acids)
Biological process (GO): cellular response to oxidative stress; carbon utilization; cellular response to carbon dioxide
Cellular component (GO): cytoplasm
Molecular function (GO): carbonate dehydratase activity; zinc ion binding
Source: RefSeq, a predicted model, not a curated record